UGAAAAGAACGAAAAAGCACCAACAAAAUAAGUCCCAGUAUCAUUAUACUUCAUGUGACGGCGGCGUGUUGCGGCGGACUCUGCGAUGCUGAGGGAAAGCAAACCAGAGGUGGAGGAGGCCAGCAGGAGUCGUGCCAGCCUCAGCCGCGCUGUGUGGGACGCUCUGCUGUUGUGCACUGGGGACAUGGAGCACUUGGAUGACUACGUGCAGGACAAGUCAUUUGUGCUGCAGCUGGCGGUGUGGGGCCUGAGAGGGGUGGCCCGGGUGACCCUAGCCAACAACCCGCUGACUGGCGCUCUCAUCCUGGCUGCACUGUACUGGGCUUCCCCCUGGCAGGGCCUGCUGGGAACUCUGGGCGCCUUGGCCUCAACGCUAACAGCUGUUAUCAUGGGACAAGACAGUGCUGAGGUGUCAGGAGGUCACCAUGGUUGUAACGGCAUGUUGGUGUCUCUGCUGAUGGGAGUGUUUAGCUCGGCUGGAGACUGGUACUGGCGCCUGCUGCUUCCCGUCUGCCUCGGAUCGGCUACCUGUGUCUUUGUGUCCAGUGGUCUCUCCUCUGUGUUGGCCCGCUGGGACUUGCCUGUCUCUGUGUUUCCCUUCAACAUCAUCAUCAUCCUCUACCUCCUUUGUGUGGGCCCAGACAAUCUCGACUUUCCGCACCAGCCAGCUUUGCCACCAGGGGCGCUGGCGCCUAAUAGCACCAAAGUCGUUGCAGUAGAGGUGAUGCGUGGCAUCCCUCUUGGUGUGGGUCAGAUCUUUGCGUGUGCGGCGCUCGGGCCGUCCCUCCUCAUCCUGGGAGCUGUUGCGCUCUACUCCCCGCUGCUGGCUGCCCAUGCUCUGCUGGGAUCAGCAGUUGGCUCGCUGGCUGGCUUAUCCAUGGCGGUGCAUCAUCAUUCUCUGUACUCGGGUCUGUCUGGGUUUAAUGGAGCUCUGGGCUGCAUGUCUGUUGGAGGACUCUUCUUCACCUUCAACUGGAGGACCCACCUCUUGGCCAUUACCAGUGCCUUUCUCUCUGCAUAUGCGGACAUCGCCCUGGGGAACCUGCUUGGAACUGUGGGUCUCCCAGCAUGCAGUUGGGCAGCUACUCUUACAGCCACACUGAUGCUGCUGCUGACCGGCAGUUUAGCGGCAUACCGCAUCCCCACUGGUCAAGUUAUGGCCCCUGAACACAACCUGCACGCCUGCAGCCAACGGGCAGCUGGGAACACCACGGAAAGAGAACGAACUGUUGUGUAGUGUGAGGAGACAGACACACACACACACACACACACACACACACACACACACAUAGCCAUGUGAUCAUGAUUACACGGACUAGCCUUAACCAGAACUACAAGUAACAUACAGCCAAACCUUAAUCUAACAUUAAAAUCACAAUUAAUUUGGUUUCACAGAAUUUGCUCCACAACACAUUUACAAGAAGCAAUAGCCACACGAUUGGGGUCUUUGUGAAAGGGGCUCCUGUGCAUCCUAAGGUGCAUCAAAAACACGAUGCAGGCCGAGCUCGCUCCCACUCCCACGAAGCGCAAUCACCCCGCUUGUAAUGAACAUGUUUGCAUCAGAGGGAGAACUACCCUGCUGGACCGCUCCUGGAUGACUUUCCAAAACUUCUGUCUCGAGCAGCAGCAGAAUACACCCAGACACUGGUGGUGACGGUGUUCUAUUGACUUGCAGAGACUGAGGAAGAGAUGAAUCUGAAGAGUCUGCGAAGACUGGGUGGUGAAGGGGAGGUGGACGGUGCGCGUGUUACAGCAAAGGCAGGGAGAGAAUUCAUAGAAGAUAUGGUGAUAGGCUAACAAGGCAGGUGUGUAGCAAUGCAAUUGGAUAGAUGAGACCAGCUGAUGAACAGCUGAUUGCUACAACGACAACAUGAAUCUUGGAGCGCGCACAAGUGAGAGGAGAGGAGGCAGGAUGAAUGAGAAUUCAACUUUGACUGAAGCUUGCAUGAGAGUAGUCUUCUUGACUGAAAUUAUGCCAGAGCUAUAUUUAUGUGUCAAAUUGUUUAACUACCUGAGUUAUUAAAGUGUGUGUUUCUGCAUCA
Molecule: messenger RNA, 2042 nt
Organism: Scophthalmus maximus (turbot)
Lineage: Eukaryota; Metazoa; Chordata; Actinopteri; Pleuronectiformes; Scophthalmidae
Product: urea transporter 2
Exons: 8
Coding region: 86-1237 (383 amino acids)
Biological process (GO): urea transmembrane transport
Cellular component (GO): membrane
Molecular function (GO): urea transmembrane transporter activity
Source: RefSeq, a predicted model, not a curated record